UAAACUUAUUUUUACGAUGGAACCUAAAACAUUGGAUCCCGCGCAAGCUUUCAUGGCGAAGAUAUCUGAUCGGUUCAAGCCGGUACAUGACAUAACUGCUCGUGGAACGUCCAGCGUGCAGCAGUUUUACUGCGGAGCUACCGUAUUCCUGACUGGAGGAUCAGGAUUUCUGGGCAAGCAGCUCAUUGAAAAACUUUUAAGAGCUACUAACAUUUCCAAAAUAUAUGUUUUACUGAGAUGCAAAAAGGGAAAAUUUAUACAACAGAGACUAAUGGAAAUGUUUAAAGAUCCUUUAUACGACACGCUCCGAGAGCAACAGCCAAAAUUUGUAGACAAAAUAAUUGCUGUGUCAGGAGACGUAUCAGAACUAAAUCUUGGAUUGAGUGACAAAGACUGGAACACUAUUGCUGAUGAGGUGGACAUAAUAUUCCAUCUAGCUGCUACAACAAGAUUCGAUGAAACUCUCAAAUUGGCUACUUUCAUUAAUAUUCGUGGUACACGAGAAAUACUUGCUUUAGGCAAAGCAUAUCAUUUGUUUACGUGUCAACAGCUUUUUCACACGCUUGUACUGAUCGUGUUAAUAAGGAAGUAUUGGAAAAAUUUUAUCCAAGUCCGUACCUAUAUGCAGUCGGAUUAG
Messenger RNA from Spodoptera littoralis (African cotton leafworm), 637 nucleotides. Lineage: Eukaryota; Metazoa; Arthropoda; Insecta; Lepidoptera; Noctuidae. The record is from the annotation of a GenBank genome assembly.